CCCCAAGGGUGGUGCGGAAAACCGUAAAAAUCAGGCUCUACACAUUCUUCUACUUUGCAAUUCUGUGGAAGAAGACUUCGUGAUGAUAGUCGUUUCGUUGCAAUUGGUACAAUGUUUUCUGGCAGUGUUUCCAUGUAUAUCGCUUUUAGUUUACAGGCAUUAUUGAAAUCGGUCACGACAUACAAGCAGACGAGCAAAUGAAUGGUGUUAAUCGAAAGGAAGGUCUUAUUUCAAAGUCUAAACGAAUGGAAGUCAGUUAUUGCAGCAACAACAAGGAAAGGUAAGCCCGAAAUAUAAACACAUGAAAAUAAUCGAGGCAUGUAGGGAUACAGUCAAGUGAACAUACGAAUCUAAACAGCUAAAAAUAGUUCUUCCGCCAUCCAUCUCCCGGAAGGAUAAAGGUUGAGUUAAAAAGAUUAUUUUUUAAAUAUUCUUUUAAUUUACAUAAAUCAUUGUUUGAAAUUAAUAAAUGAAAGGGUAAGAUAAACGUAAUACAUAUAUAUAUACAUAUACGCAAAUGGAAUAAUUUAUCUAUUCACAACAACUUGAAUCAAGACGGCCAGGAGGGAACUUCAAGCUAUCUUAACUAUGGGCUAAAAAUAUCAUCGAUUUUUUUCACAUAAAUACAAAUAUUUUGGAGUUAUUACCGGGUUGGAUGGAUGAAUUGGACGCCAAUGAUGUCUCAUUGCUGAAAGCUGUCAAGUUGCUCCGUUGGAUAACCGAACAACGUGUCAAUAAGUCGGCUGUAGAGGAAUUAAAGAAGGAAAAAAAGAUUCAUGAGAUUUUUCACGAGAAUGAAAAAUUCAAAAAGAACAUUGAAAAGUUUAAACAACAACUCAAAAGUCAAAGAAUCAAUUUACGCUGGAAGUUGGCCACCGAAGAAAGUGUGAUUAAAUCGCACGAACAAAACAUGGCCUUGACAAAAGCCCUUACCGAUCAACGUAUUAAAGAAGAAAUGUUAACUUUACAGUUGAUGAAAUCCGUGGAUUGA
Messenger RNA from Glossina fuscipes, 991 nucleotides. RefSeq lists its product as uncharacterized. Bases 656 to 991 code for a protein of 111 amino acids. The record is from RefSeq and is a predicted model, not a curated record. The transcript is spliced from 4 exons. Lineage: Eukaryota; Metazoa; Arthropoda; Insecta; Diptera; Glossinidae.